GAUGGCAAGCUGGUAAGCGAGUACUUCACGAGCCCAGGGCAGAUGGCAGGUUGCAAGAUUGAAGCCAGCUGCAAAGAUGGGUCCAGCAAAUUGGAACCCACAGAUGCCAAGAAAGCAUGGCUGUGCAACAUCCGGAAGCUUGGCACCUUGUCUCGUCAGACACAGAAUCUGAGACUUUGCCUUCCAGCAUUGCUUGCGAGCUUUGGUCUUGUGGAUGGCUACAACGAAAGAUUUCGUCAUUUGCAGGGCAAAGGAAACCCGGACUUUGAUAGCUUUAUGCAGGAGGCGGCGCAAGUGCUGUGUGACACGUUGGGAGCCUCAAACUUUGGCAGGGAAGCGCCACAGCGAUUUGUCAUCUCGACGCAUUUGCUGCGAUGCUUGUUCCAGCGAUGGCCCUUUGUGACACACACCGAGCGCUUUGCAUCUGAGCUCUUUGCUCUGAGUCACCCCACCAAAGUCACUCUGAGCCUUGAACGUUGUCGUGAAGCGUACAAGAGGGCAUUGGUAGCAAACCAUGGAAGGUUUGAUGAGGUCCUGGCUGGCAUUGAUGAAGAGAGCUCAAAGAUACUUCUGGAGCAGCUAGAGGCACUGGUUGCCCGGGAGGAGUCAGACAAACUGCCUUUCGUCGGCUUCUUGGAGGUCGCUGCGGUUCUGGCAAGAAAGGUUGGCAGAGCUUUGCCGGCCAACGAACAUGAAAGGCAAGGGUUCAAUUUGGAGGAGUUGGUGGCGCUCUGCGCGCGCCAAGCCGGGGACCACGAGACCUUCCGCCGUGAGGUGGCACCAUUCCUGGCGCCAGCAGCGUGUGCUGGCGUGGAGAACCCGCAGAAUGUGCAGCGCCUGGCCCGAUGCAUCCUGGAUGUCAGCAAGCUGCUGAAGGGAAACCAACCUGGCCGUAAUAUGCGGUUGGCGGUUGCGGCCUGUGCGCGUGCGGACGCUCGCGACUUGUUGGUGCCUGUCUCGUUGGAGAUGUUCAAAGAAGCCCAAAUCCACAGCGAUGGCCCACGUGAUGUAGCACACCAGAUUGUCACCAGAGUCUUGAACCCGCUUCUUUUGGCAGAGUACUUUCCGAAGGAAUCCAUCCAUCCAUUGCUCACAUCCCUCACCAGAUCUCAGCUGGAGAGAGCCUGGAACGGCGAGCAGAUUGUGUGCUUCCUGAAGGAGAUUGAGACCGGUUGCGGUGCAUUGUUCCCCCCGCCGCAGCCUGCGGUUCAGGAAGCACUGCACUCUCAGGACCUCUUUUGGCAGGUCUUGGUGGACGCUUGUGGCUCGCACACUGACCACAUUGGAGGCAUCCUUGAGGCACUUUGCGGCGAGAUGGCGCCUGCAGCUUUCUGCUCCCGGAGCGUAGAACUGCUAAGCUUUGAGCUUUCAGGAAGCCUGCGAAACGCCAACUGGAAGAAGAUCCUUCAGCACGCCACCGGCCAAACUGGAUUCGCUGUUCUUUUGAACAGGGCAUUGCAGGAACUUUUGCCAAGACCGCACCAGCUUCACGAGUUGCUGCGUGACCUGGCUGACAUGGGCAUUUUGCAGGAGGAGCAUCCAUUCAGUUGUGUGGCUUCGGCGGUGAGGGAUUGUGCUCAAUGGAGUUUGCCAAGCACAACCAUCACCACAGGUCGCCGCUGCUCUCAGUGGGUGGCACAGCUCUUCCUGGAGUGCUGGGUGCCGAAUCUUGCGCUUGUGCCCCCGGGCUCGCCGAGAGAGAAGGAGUUCUUUCAGUGGCUGGGCUCGCAGCACUUGAUGUGCCGACCACAACUGCUGGACACUCGGGUGAAGCAUGAGGAAGAGUUCAUUCAUCCCUUUCUCAAGAAGCUGCCGGAGGAUGACAACCUUUGGGCAACAGAGUGGGCAGCUAUAAGUUGCUGCGAGUGGCCGAGGCUGAAGCCAUUGCUGACGGUCUUUGGGGCUGGAGACGUGAAGGAAAGUGACCAGCCAGUGAGCCUGCAGUUCUUCAGCCGCCUGGGCCGUGUGGCCAAGGAGGGCCGCCUGCCUUGCAGAGCCUACGUGGAGCUGCACGAGCCACGGCAGCGGAGCUUGCAGGCCCUCGUGGAAAACAUGAACGAGCUCUCCAGCGGCCUCUCUGCAAAAGUGGAGGAGCAGAAGCAGAGGGUGGACGAUCUCAGGGCGGAGCUGCAGCGUCAUUUGCAGCUGUUGGAGUUCCUGGUGGAGAAGUGGCGCUUCCAGGAGGUGGCCAGAAGCCGGGGGCAGCUGAAGAAGAUGCUGUCGCGUGUUGAGGAUCUCUCCCUGGUGGACAUGGAGAAGGAGGCGCGGGGGAGCUACGACAGCUUCAAGUCCUUCCAGGAUGAUGGUCAAGGCACCUUCGACUUCCUGCAGCACUUCAUGCGGGUGGGCUCCGUCUUGAUCAAUCCGUGCCUCGAACACUUUGCAGACACCAUGGGCUUUGCUGCAGGCAUGGAUGGGACGCUCCUGAAUCUGGACUUCCAGGGGUUUUGCGACGUGGUGAAGCGCUGCCACCAGGGCCUGGGCACCCUGGCCCGCGGGCAAACCCUGCCCUGCGUGGUGUGGCGCUUGUGCUGCGGUGCGCUGGCGAAGUUGCCGGAGGCCAAGGUGAAGAAGGAGGUGAGCCUCUUGGUGGAGUACUUCGGGGAGGAGAACAAGGAGAACAAGGAGAACGUGGGGACGAUUGCCAGGUUCUUUGGCAAGACAGCGCCUCCGGUCACUGACAAGGCGCACGUUCUGAUGGAUGCCCUCCGGGUGCAUAGGAUCGCCCUGUCCCUGCAGACCUUGGAGGCGGCAUUGCAGCAAAAACGCUUGGACUGGCUGGUCGACUCUGACAGCUUCCAGCAGGCAAAACAGAUGGCAGCAGAUGUUUUGAAAGACAAGGAGGUGAACAUCUCUUUUGAUGCGACAAGGCUCCCGGCCUUCCGCGACCUCGGCUUUGGAGAUUUCGAUCCAGAGCUCUUCCAGACUCUGAUGCAGAGGAUUUGCAUCUUUGACUUCCUGGUGGAGAAGAAGUUCGUGGGGGAGAGCGGCUUUCAGCAGUUCGAAGAGGCCCUGGCAGUUGUUCGCCAACGGCUCGAAGAGGAUAUCUCUGUAAGGCAAGCCCUUCUGGACGAGCUGCAUCAUUGUGCGGAUGCUCUUUCUGGUUUUCUGCGAAUCGUAUCAAUGCCGAAACAAGCGGAGCCUGCCAGCUCAGAGACUGCGGUGCGGAUCUUGCGCGCCUUGACGUCAAAGAAAGUGAGGCUGGAGUCUUUCAACCUGGUGGCGGAGCACUUGCAGCUCAUCCGUGCCCUCUUCGAGAGUAUGGGCACUGGUAGUCAGCUGCUGCUCUACACAGUGGGCCAGAUUUUGCAGGGGCGCCUGGUGCUCGACGGUGGCAAAGACGACUUCUAUUGCUGCUACAACUAUGACGGCACGGCUGGAGAGCAUGUGAAGGUUUCUUCGAGCAGCCUUCUGGAGUAUUCCACCAGGAGUCUCAUGAGCCUGGAGGGCUGGGACUCCAAGUCGGAGGAGGCGGCGAUUCUGCGGACCUUCUUGGAGCAGAUGGAGGCCGUGGAUUCCUCGAAUGGCUUGGCCUACACGGGCAGCCAGCUGCACCGCGCUGGGCAUCCCGAGUUUCGGCAGCCAAAGGAGUUCCCCAUGCGGAGCCUCGCCGCGGUCGCGCCGGAGCAGCUGCGGAGCCUCACUUUGUGGCGGCAGCAGGUGCUGGCGACGUUGGCGGCCGCGCCUUUGCUGGGCCUCGUGCCCCGAGGUCAGUUCCACGGAUGGCUGGCUGACUUGUGUGAGCAGGGCUUCACCGACGAGGUUGUGUCAUCUCUCACUGAGGGCCUGCAAGUCUGGAGCUCCUGCAACAAGGAGGCUUUCUGGAACACUCUCUGGCCUGCAGGCUUCCCUGCGGGCAUCCCGUUGACAGCCGACAGAGCGCUGGAAGGAUUAUGCCUCUGCUGCGAGGGGCUGAGCCUCAGCAGCCAUGCGCAGGCGCGGCGAGGCCGUUUCCUCUUGCAUGCGGAGGGCGACGAGGAGCAGCUUUUGCUCGUGGCUCAGCUUUUCCUUCGCUGGCCCGGCGGCCCCAAGCGCCUGCCUCGCCCUUCGGAGCUACUUUUCGGAGGACCUGAUGUGCCACUAGCUGAGGUGGAGGCCUUUCUUUGGCGUGCCCAGCACUUCCCCGAUCUGCUUUUUGUGCUGGUGGAGCCCAGCAGCCUCCCACCAGAGGGCAAGAAGCACGUGGCAGAUUGGCUCUGCAAAAGCCAGGCCGACUGCUCUGUGGCAGUGAUCCUUACAACGCCCUGGCACAUCCCAGCCUCCGCGCAAGUGCAGCCGCUGCAACUGGCCCGUGAUGGCCAGCUGCGGCAGCUUUGGCAGCAGAGCAGCGCAGAGGUGUGGCUCUAUCAGGGCGCGGAGGCCCCCUUAGGGGCCGGGCCCUCCUCGGGCAAGAGUUCUUGCAUCCAGCACGAGUGCCAGGCUUUCAACAUGGACAUCAUCUCGUGCAUCCUGCACGAAGGCUUCCAGGCGGGACCCUUCGUGGAGGAGGCUGCAAAGGAGAUCCGCAAGUCCGCCGAAGCCGGGCAGCGAAAUGCGCUCCACAUCGACCUAAGCGCUUACAGCGACUUUCAUGUCACCAAGACCUUCUUGAGACACUUGCUCCUGUGCCAGGUUCUUCAUGACCCAGACAGUGGACAGAUGGUGCAUCUUCCCCCAGAUGUCUGCAUCUAUGUGGAAGUUGGAAGAAAAGCAGGCAAGCGUGAUCUUCACGCAUCGAGACCCUACGCCACAGAGGAGCUGUUGCAGGUCAAGUUUCCCAAGAUCCCGACCAAUCAGCAGAGCCUAAACCUGCUGUACCCAAUCCUCAGGCUUGUUGGCCAGGAUGCGACAUUUAAGGACUGCCAGGACUUUGACCUGUGCAACGCGUGCUUUCAGGAGCAUCGUCAGUCUCAGCAGUUGCACGAUUCCACGCACGAGUUUCGGCGCCGCGUUGCCCCAGAGCGAUGCGCUUUGGCCCUGCGCCUGAUGCAAGCCUACCAGCAGGGCCAUCCCUGGGACGACCGCCGCCAACUGCUGGACAUCCGCUGCGGAGAGCUGGCGACCAUGGCGACCAUGGCGACGUCCGGGGUCGUUUUGCCACGGGAGCAGCGAGAGCUUCUUCAGCAGCAUGGCAAGAGGUGCUUCAACGAGCAGGACUUCUGGGCUGUAGACAUCCGGCGCUUCCCGGACCCGCCUGAUCCGGAAGUCACGUUGCAGUGCUUUGCAGCACUUUUCCAGCUUGAACUGGGACUGGGCAAGGCCCAGCAAGAGCUGAUCUUGCGAAGGGUCUCUCUUCUGGCAGGAUGGCUGGCCAACUCAACGCUCUUCAAGAGCAGCGACGCCGAGGGCGACCAACGACUGGGCUCGCUUCUGGUUGAAUGUGUGGGCAAUGGGCUGCGUCAGCUGGGCAUGGGCGAGGAGCUAUGCCUUCACUUUGUUCCAACCUACACCAAGCACCAGCACGAAGACUUUGUGAUUUUCGUCCCCAGCCUGGCAUGCAACCCGGAGCUCUCCGAGCAGAGUAUUUGCCCACGCGGCCCAGAUUGUGCGUGCAACAUGAUUCGGUGGAGGCUGCUCAACGAUGUACCUCGGAAGGUUCUGUUGGCAGAUGCGGCAGUGGCCAACCUCAUGUUGCUAGAGUCGGCCAUGGAGGAUGAGAGGCAGGGGGUGCAGGCAUUGGCAUGUGCCAUUGGGGUGCCAAUCUAUCACGUGGAGAAAGUCUUGGAGGAAGAAGGCUACGUGCUGACGCGAGACUUCACCAGCAGCAAGAUCUUGGAGCUGCUGGCGCGCUGGCGCAGCCGCGUCCCGGCGAUUUUGGUGGGGGAGAGCGGCACGGGGAAGACCCGGGCGCUGCAGCUGCUGACGCGGCUGCUGCUGGAGUCGCAGGAGGUUCGGGCAGUGGAGGAGGCCAAGCAGGCGGUCUUGGAACAAGGCUUCAGCUUGCAAAGCCUCCAGGAGCUGCUGCAGAAUUUGAACCUCUACGCUGAGUUCCACCUCAUGCUGCGGGGGGGCGACUGCCAGCAGUGGCGGAGCAUGAGUCACGCAGCCCAAGAGCAAGAGCGGGACGUGGACGGCCUGGCGGUCCUGCGCGCGGCGACUGGCGAAAGGCUGGAGGAUGAAGCCACAGCGGCCAUGCUGGAGCUUGCGCUUCGAGUCGUCGCGGCACUCCCACCAGAGCCGUUCUUUUUCAAGCUUCAGGUCCAUGCUGCCAUGACAGCGGAGGAAGUGCAGGCCGGUUGGGGCCUGCUGAGGCCGGAGGAGGAGGAGAAUGAGGAGCAGGAGAAUGAGGAGGAGAAGUACCAGGAGGAGCAGCUCGAGCCGGCGUUGCGCGCCUGCACACGGGAGCCUGACCUUGUGGUGGUAGUCUUCCUAGAUGAGGAGCGGUUGAACUUGCAUUCAUACCAGGUGAACACGGCCUCCUGCCUGGGCCUGGUGAAGGCAAUGUUUUGCGACAGCCUGCUGGGCAAGCAUCCGAACCUCUUCCUGGUGGCUGCAGCGAACCCAUACCGAGAGGAGGCCUCUGCAGAGGAUCUGGUGGUCCGCGGCAGCAGGACUGUCAUGAGGGACUUCUUCCAGGUGCAUCCUCUUCCGCCCUCUUUUGAGCCGUACAUUUGGAACUGGAAGUCCCCUAUGGAGGCCGAUGAGGAGCGCUACGCCCUGCUCCUGCUGCGAAAGACGGCUUGGCAGGACGGUGUCGAGAUGCAAGAAGAUGAUGCUCAGCGCUUCGCCACGGCCAUUUCUGAUGCUCAGUGCUUCAUGAGAGACACCUUGAGGUCCAAGUCCGCUGUGUCCCAGCGGGACAUCAUCCGAGUUGUCCGGCUCCUGAAGUUCUUCCGGCAGCGGAGCUUCACAGCUCCAGAGUGCCAGCGCAGCAGCAUGGCGCACGCUUUGCUGCUGGCCUUUGGAGUGUGCUACUAUUUGGGCCUGAACAGCGAGCAGCGUCGCAGGUUCGUUGAGAUCACGCGGAGGCAUUUGGAGGAUAUCGCAGUGGACACCGCGCAGAGCCUGGAUUUGCCCGCAGCAUUGGCAAAGGAGAUGGAUCAUUACAUGGAGCACGUGAUCCUGGAUGAUGGCAUCGCAAGGACUCGCGCGCUCAAGGAGAAUGUGUUUGCAGUCAUUGUCGGUAUCGAGACGAACAUCCCUGUGAUGAUUGUCGGCAUGCCCGGCACUGGCAAGACGUUGGCAGUCAACAUUGCCACGAGCGUUCUUCGCGGCAGCGCCUCUGUGCCACUCUUCAGAGAGUUCAGCGAUGUGGCAAACUCCGUCUUCCGAUAUCAGUGCUCCAAAGACAGCACCUCGCGGCAAAUCCACGAGCUGUUCGAGGGGGCGCUGCGUGCAAAGAGGCGAGCGGCGGACAAGCGUUGCCCUGUUGUUUUUAUUGAUGAGGCUGGUCUUCCAGAGGAAAGAAUGGAGAGCUUGAAGGCAAUUCAUUACUGGAUUGAUCAAGGCGAGCUUUUUUGCUGCAUCCUGGCGAACAAGCCGUUGGAUGCUGCAAAGAGGAAUCGGUGCCUACAAGUUUUUCGUGAUGAAGCUGACAGCGAAGACCUCAAAGUCCUGGCGUCCAAGUGUCUGGGUGUUCCUAUGCAGGAUCCUACCUCGCAAGCCGUUGUCCAGGGCUUUUGCGAUGCUUUCCGUGAGAUCUCAAGAGGGCAGCGAAGCAGCCCCUUGGGCAUGUUCCACCUCCGGGACUUCCACCACUGCCUGAGGUACCUGGAUCGCAAGAAACACGUCAGGGACGGCUCGGUGUCUGGCAGGGCAGUGCUCAUGAGCCUGGAGCGCAACUUUGGAGGCCUCCGCAUGGAGGACUUUCAGGAGCUUGUGGACAUUUUCUUCAAGCACUUAGAGCGGUGCACAGGUGGCCUGGUCUCAAAGCCAGACGCCAAGGCCUUGCGAUCUCCCAUUGAUGUGAUCCAGGAGGCGCUGGAGGACUGGAGUGAGUCAACCGUUUCCAGUGAAGACUUCGAGCCCUGGCGCUACAAGCUCCUCAUUGAUGAGACCGGGGAUGGGACCGCCAUCCGCGCCCUGCAGUCGAUUGGAUUGCUCAAGGAUGCUCGCGUGCUCGAGGUGUCCGACAUGGUUGGGGAUCAAAGCCAACUUCAUCGAAGCCAGGUGGUAAACGAGAUCCGCCGUGCCGCGGAGAAGCCGGGCGUAUGUGUCAUCGUUGACUUUGACGAGAUUUUGGAUGGAUUCUAUGACCUGCUGAACCUACGUUUUCAGCGAAUCCAGCUGGACGACCGAACUUCCUUUGCUGCAACCAUAGCUGCGGGGAGUUACUCCGUGCUAGCGCCCGUGCAUCCGCACUUUCAGCUUGUGGUCUGCAUCAAGGCUUCUGAUCUGCAAGGCACACCCUUGCCGUUCUUGAACCGUUUCGAGAAGUUCUAUUGCAGCCCAGCAGAUCUGGCAGUGCGCACCGCAGUCCAACUCUGUGGCAGCCAAAUGAGCCGACAUUUCCUGAAGAACUUUGUGGUUCAGCCUGCUCACCGCCGGCUGCUUGAUUUGGUGCAGCUGCUGGGUCCAGCCAGCCUCAUUGGAUACCAAACCGGUACGUUGGACUCGGCCAUCAACGAGGCGUUGCAAACGAGAGCCGCCACUGCGGCGUUGGAGGCCCUGUCUGCUGUGUGGCAGGAAGCCAGCCAGGACCGCCAGGACCGCCAGGACCGCCAGGACCGAGCCACGAGAGUGGAGCCGGCGGCUCCGUUGGCGCCGCGUCUUGCGGCCGCGCUGGCAGGGCUGACGCAAAAGCGGGGUGCGCCGAAGGGCUGCUGCGGCCUCGAGAACACGGGCGCCAGCUGCUACCUGACAUCCUGCGUUGCACUCCUGGCGGUGCACGACGAGUGGCUCUCAGGCGACUCCUCUGACCGUGAUUUGGCCGAGGACCUAGCGCCCUUGGUUUCGUGGGCGAGUGCCCGAGGCAGGCUUAGGUAUGCGCUGUCAAACCUUCCAGGAGCUCCGCCAUGUGAUGAACAAGUCGCGCCGUGGAAUGGUGCACAAGGAGCAGGUGAUCAUAUUGGAAAAAGAGCUACAGCGUGCGGGCAUGGUGGAGGGUGGCAAGCAGGACCCUCUUACGAAUGCAAUGUGCACGACACUACAAUCCCCAAAAGCAAGGACGACAGGAAACACUUGCGCAGAGGAAAUGCGCACCGGUGCAAGGAGCAUCACGUCGAGCACAUACAGCGCCAAAACGCAGAGGGCAACCAAAUGAUGCAACACUGUAGUCAUAGCAUCAUUACCGGAACUUCCCAAUCUCUUUCUUUCUACCCUGCACAGGUGAAGGCAUAUCUUCGUGCAACUCGAGAACAAACAAGACCAUUGGUGUGA
Effrenium voratum is the source of this 9297-nucleotide messenger RNA. Lineage: Eukaryota; Dinophyceae; Suessiales; Symbiodiniaceae. The record is from the annotation of a GenBank genome assembly.